Molecule: messenger RNA, 987 nt
Organism: Papaver somniferum (opium poppy)
Lineage: Eukaryota; Viridiplantae; Streptophyta; Magnoliopsida; Ranunculales; Papaveraceae
Exons: 1
Coding region: 1-987 (328 amino acids)
Source: RefSeq, a predicted model, not a curated record
AUGAAUCAAAAUCUUUUGCAAUAUCAGAAGUUAAAUGACCAAAGGCUUGCGAGUUUAGAACUCAAACUGGGCCAAAUUUGUGAUGCACUUAAUGAGAGGGAAAAGGGUAAACUCCCUAGUCAGCCUCAACAAAAUCCUAAAAGUGCAUUUCAGGCGAGUACGUCUACUUGCAAUGAGUCCUCACAUGAUCAGUUGAAUGCAGUCACCACUCUCCGUAGUGGUAAAGUUAUUAAAACUAAUGUAGGCAUGCCACACACAAAUGGGUCUGAGUCAGACUCACCUUUGUACACUACUGCACAAAAAACACCUGCUGUAGAAAAUGAAUCUGAGCAUGUUGAAAAAUCUAAAAAUUCUACUAAUGUAAAUGUUUCUUUGCCAUGUCAAGUGCCUGUUGCUCCAUUCCCGCAAAGGUUGGUGCAGCAAAAAGGGGGUAACCAGUACAACGAGAUAUUGGAUAUGUUUAAACGAGUUAACAUAAACAUUCCAUUUCUUGAAGCAAUCAGGCAGAUACCCACCUAUGCUAAGUUUUUGAAAGAUCUUUGCACACAAAAGAGAAAGCUCCAUGUGCACAAACGUGCAUUUCUCACUGAGCAGGUAAGUUUCAUAAUUCAAAACAAGAUCCCAAUUAAGUUUAGGGACCCAGGUUGUCCAACAAUCACGUGCACCAUAGGAGACCAUGUGGUCGAAAAAGCUUUACUAGACUUAGGAGCAAGUGUCAAUCUAUUGCCAUACUCUGUGUAUGUGCAUUUAGGACUUGGGGAGAUGAAACCCACUCCUGUUACGCUACAAUUAGCGGACAGAUCUGUGAGAAUCCUUCGUGGUAUUGUCGAAGAUGUGUUGAUCAAGGUUAAUAAAUUUUUCUUUCCUAUGGACUUCAUUGUGUUAGAUUCUCAACCUGUGCAAAACCCAGAUAGUCACAUUCCUGUCAUUUUAGGACGUCCUUACCUGGCGACGUCCAAUGCCAUCAUAAAUUGUCGUAAUUGUUAG